GCAGAGGGGCGGUUAUUUAUUGCUUUGUUGUAUGCGCAGCUGUUCAAACUGCAAGUAAAGCUGUAGAAACUAUUGAGCUUUGUCCCACCAACGUAACAUGUCCUUGAAAUAAGAAUAAUAAUGUAAACAUUUUUGUCCAAGGGGCAAGCAAAUGUCCCUACUGACGCACAGCACUUUUAUUUUUCAAAGUUGCUGUGAGUUUCAGUGAGAGGCGGUUAUUGUUGGAACGUUUCGCGCCCACUCCGAGCAAAGUAUGAAGGAGCUGAUGAUAUGCAUCGGCCUCUUGCUGGUUGUGACCAGUUUCACCGGCGUCCGAUCCCAAGGUCCCAGCGAUUGGUUCUCAGAUGACGAUUCCGAUGAUUCCGACGAUUCUGAGGAUUCUAGCGAUUACGAUGAUUCUGAUGAGACAAUUAAUGGACGAGGCGAAGAAGAUGCGAGGCGAUUCAUGGCUCGUCUUAGUAAAGAGAUGGACAAACGAAUGAAUAAAAAUAUGCUCGCUUCGUGGGCCUACGAAACAAACGUGAGCAACGAAACGCUCAAUAACCAGAUUGCAGUCGAAGCAGAGAGUGCAAGAUUUAUACGGAAGAGAUGGUUAGAGGCAAAGCAGUAUCGCUGGCGAACCUUCACGGAUGCGAGGCUCAAAAGACAGUUCUUCAUGUUCUCCAUCAUAGGAGAGGAGGCUCUUACGGAGAAAAAAUACAAAGAGUAUAAACAAAUCAUAGGUGAGAUGACCGAUCUCUACAGUCAAGCAAAGGUCUGCAGUUACCAGAACAGGACUAACUGUGAUGUUAAACUUGACCCAGAUAUUAUGAAAAUAAUGGCUGCAAGCAGAGAUCCAGAUGAACUGAAAUAUUACUGGAUUGAAUGGCACAAUGCCAUUGGCAAGGGUAUCAGACCGUUAUUUCCCCGAUAUGUUCGGUUAUUCAGAGAAGCAGCAGCUUUAAACAACUUGAAAGACCCAGCAAAAUUGUGGUUGUGGGAAUAUGAAGAUGAAUAUUUUACAACAUAUGUCGCUAAACUUUGGGAGCAAAUGAAGCCAUUAUACUUGCAGGUUCAUGCUUUCGUACGUAGAAAAUUGAGAGAAAAAUAUGGCGAAAAAGUUGUACCAAGAGGCAAACCGAUUCCUUCCCAUUUACUGGGAAAUGUAUGGGCACAUCAAUGGUUCAGCAUUGCAGACUUGACAUACCCAUUCAAUAUGAAAGCAAUUGAUAUUACUCCAGAAAUGGUCAAAAAGGGAUACACUGUAGAAAAAAUAUUUAAAGUUGCUGAAGAUUUUUACACAUCCAUAGAUCUGAACCCGAUGCCUGAUUCAUUUUGGAAACUUUCGAUGUUAGAAAAACCAAAGGACAGAAAAGUCAUAUGCGAGGCAGCAGCAAAGGACUUUUAUGAUGGUAAAGAUUACAGAAUGAGACAAUGCACGACCGUCACUUAUGAGAAUCUGAGGAUGGCUCAUCGUGAAAUGGGACUUCUUGAGUAUUUCCUGCAGUACAAACAUCAGCCCUACUUUUUCAAGAAAGGUGCUAAUCCAGGUUUCCGUGAAGCAAUUGGCGAUACAAUUGUUUUUUCCGUACAAACGGCAAAUCAUUUGCAAGGACUAGGACUAAUCAAUGGUACCACCGUUCCGGAUGCUGACACGGAACUGCUUAGUUUGCUUGUGACUGGACUGAGGAAAAUAAUUCUAAUACCGUAUGCAUAUAUGAUGGAUAUGUGGCGAUGGGGUGUUUUUAGGGGUGAAAUCACGGAGAACCAGUACAACCAUGCCUGGUGGAAGCUGAGAACUGAACUCCAAGGGCUUGAGCCUCCUGAGUUCCGCUCCGAAGAAUUUUUCGACCCUGGAGUCAAGUACCAGAUAGCUGCUGGGAAAGAAUACUUGAGAUAUUUUGUGAGCUUUGUGAUCCAAUUUCAAUUUCAUCGAUCCUUGUGUGAAGCUGCCGGGCAGUAUAAUCCAAACAAUCCCGAUGAAAAGCCUUUACAUCGAUGUGAUAUUUGCAAAAACAAAGAUGCAGGCAACUUGUUAAAGCGGCUAUUGACGUUGGGAGCAUCAGUUCCAUGGCGAGAAGCAAUGAAAGUAAUAACCGGACAAAGUGAAAUGGACACCUCAGCAAUACUCCAGUACUUCAAGCCACUUCAAACAUACCUAGAAGCAGAAAACAAACGAACUGGAGAAAUUAUUGGAUGGUGAUCUUCUGACUGCAAAGAAUUUCAGAACAGCAAAAAAAUUCCAAAAAUUUGAGCUUCGAACAGUCAGCCUACACUCAUUAAUGUUAAAGCACUAGAACGAAAUAGAAUAAGAAUGUGAUUUCAAGUGUGCAGAUCCUGCCUCGGCCAACUCCUUAGUACAACAAUUAAGUAUUUUUAAACACAUCAUAAGGCUGCAUUUUCGAUCUUGCCUGAAUUUCCUUUCUAUCUCAUGCUUUAAUACGAUUUUUCAAUGUACCUAUUGUAUUUUUCAAUCAAUACAUGUAUUCAAUUCCACUGCUUUUGAAUGAAUUAUGGAUUUAUUAAUAACUCAAUCCUGUUAUAAAAUAAAUAAUAGGCUCAAGACUGAUGUGUACUAGGCAUUUGAUUGGAUUUUGUAAAAGCCUCUAUUGCCCACUUUUCUCUGUUUUUGAAUGAAAUAAACUUUAGGAUGAGACUUAUCAGGCCCUACAGAUUUGUUUUUUCACUGAUAUACGAACAAAUACAGAUAAUACCAUGAAAGAAAACUGAAAAUACUUUCGAGAGGACUCAAAAUUCUAAAAUUUGCAGAAAUAUUUAGAAAGUACAAAUGAAAAUUAUGGCGGUUUAAUAACUAACCAUGACAGGAUUUCUCUUUCAACUCUACUAGGAAAAACAAAAUGCUGAAUUCCAACUUCCACAGGCUAUUCUACUGACUUUCUUUUCGCUUGACACCUUCAAUUGGGACAUAACAGGGUAAACAGCACUUUCAUUGGAAUCUAGUCCAGGCAACUGAUUGUGCCCAUUCCAUCCGCAACCCCAAACUGAUCCAUCAUCUGUAAAAACCAGUCAUAGCUUAUAAAUAAAAAAUAAUAUACUGCAGAGUGUAUAUGCAACUUGAAAAAAUAAAAAUAAUAACAAUUACUGGAACCAUAAAACGUAUUUUCGGGCAAAAAACUUCCCGAGAUGAUCAAGAAUAGAUAGCUUCUACUGCUUCCUUGGAUUUUAAUCCAGCUAAUAAUAAAAGGGCCAUUUAAACGUUGUUUUUCUUGUACUUUUUGUUGUAUUUCUAAAAAUAAAGAUCACUUGGUCACAGCUCA
Messenger RNA from Bemisia tabaci, 3257 nucleotides. The record is from RefSeq and is a predicted model, not a curated record. NCBI's taxonomy places the organism in Eukaryota, Metazoa, Arthropoda, Insecta, Hemiptera, Aleyrodidae.